CACAAUCGCAGUCGCCAUUCAGCGAUGGCUCCAUCGCGGCUGUGAGACUUGUUGCAGUCAAAAUCAUGCGAAAAAUUUUCUAUGCGAGGUAGUUAUGACGAGCUCACUGUGCGUAAAAUUGCAGGAUCCUUGUGCUUUAUAUGUCGCGAGCACGGAUAACAAUUCAUCGGAAAGUAAUAUAGAAGUUCUUCCCGACAGUAUCCUGUUGGAGGUCUUCAACAAGCUCCCAUUUGUGUCUCUCUGCGUUGCUGGACGAGCAUGCAAGCGAUGGCACAGAGUAUCACGCGACAAAAGUCUUCGGCGGAUCGUCGACCUGUCGGCGACGUCCCUCCCCCUUGCCAAGGUGCAGUCACUCAUCCACCAUCAACUGUGCCCUCAAGUGCAGCAGCUGUACCUCCGAGGGUUCGUGGGCGCGUUCUACUCCGGUAGGACGCAGUGGAAGACGCGUACCAUCACUUCCAAGACGCUGUCCCUCCUUCAGAGCAAGUGCCCGUCCCUCGAAGUGUUGAACCUGCACAACGUCUUUCUAGCGACUAGCACAGUGAGCACGCGUAUGAGUGUCAAACACUUCCCACCCACCCUGAAACAGCUGAGCCUCCGUGGGUGCUUCUUUCACCCGACAGAUUUCUUCCAGUCCGACCCUUCCGUCGCCCUCCGUCUACUCCAAGUCCUGGACGUGGGCAAGUGCUUACUGUUGUCCAGCCACGACCUCCUGCGCUUUGCACACUGGACUUCCUUGCGAGUUCUCUGUUUCGAAGCCUGCCACCGCAUCAACGACGGGGGCAUUGAAAAUUUGGGACCGAUCUUGGAGGGCCUUCGUGUGGUCGAUAUAGAAGGCACGGACGUUAGUGACAAGGGAGUGACCACCCUGUUGACGCAGUGCCCCAGGUUGGAGUCUCUCUUUGCGGGCCACACAGCUCUCACUGGGGCAGCGUUUGUAGAGCAGGGCCCUUCUCAUAGUUUGGGCUUGAAGAAAGUGUGCCUGAUGAGGACGGCAGUGAGUGAGGACGCUCUGGUGGCCUUGGCAGCCCUGGCCCCGGGUCUCACCUCAUUGGUCGGGUCGGGGCCCAAAAUGUCUGGGGAGACCGUGCGAAAGCUGCGUGCUCGCUUGCCCCGUUGCUCCACUUUGCACUUUGAAGCAUUUGCUACAGGGAAAGACCGUUGCUGUGGACAUAUGGAAAGCGUUUCUUGUGCGCUCUAAUAGGUGAAAGCCUUUGCAUAAUUUUGUCAACAUUGCGAAUCAGCUGUUAAAAUAUUAUAGUGUGAUACUAAAGGGUGUUUUAAUAAUGA
Messenger RNA from Ornithodoros turicata, 1290 nucleotides. RefSeq names its product F-box/LRR-repeat protein 12-like. The record is from RefSeq and is a predicted model, not a curated record. Lineage: Eukaryota; Metazoa; Arthropoda; Arachnida; Ixodida; Argasidae. The transcript is spliced from 2 exons. Gene Ontology annotation, biological process: SCF-dependent proteasomal ubiquitin-dependent protein catabolic process. The coding region runs from base 95 to 1201 and encodes 368 amino acids. Gene Ontology annotation, cellular component: SCF ubiquitin ligase complex. Gene Ontology annotation, molecular function: protein binding.